Messenger RNA from Rhinichthys klamathensis goyatoka, 945 nucleotides. It is a transcript of the gene trappc6b, whose product is annotated as trafficking protein particle complex subunit 6B. The transcript is spliced from 6 exons. Gene Ontology annotation, biological process: regulation of GTPase activity; endoplasmic reticulum to Golgi vesicle-mediated transport. NCBI's taxonomy places the organism in Eukaryota, Metazoa, Chordata, Actinopteri, Cypriniformes, Leuciscidae. The record is from RefSeq and is a predicted model, not a curated record. The coding region runs from base 192 to 665 and encodes 157 amino acids. Gene Ontology annotation, cellular component: cis-Golgi network; TRAPP complex; trans-Golgi network.
AGGACCCUAUUAUUAAUAACAAGCAGUCGAAUACACUGGCGAAAUAUUUGAAUUUAAUUGAUAUAUUCGCACAAUGAAUGGCGCCUGUUUACUAAAGUAGCAGCUGAUUUAUACCUGUAGUCAGUUUGUGUCGUACGGCCGUUGUUUGUCGCCUGUCAGUUUCAGUCUGGCUUUGGCUAAACUGGCUUGAGAUGGCAGACGAGGCUCUCUUUCAGUUCCUGCACAGUGAAAUUAUUCAGUAUGUCAACAGUGCAGAAACUGGGGAAUCGGAGAAUGGACGAUGUGUUUCUAAACUUGAGAACAUGGGGUUUCGUGUGGGACAAGGACUUAUUGAGAGGUUUACCAAAGACACGCCACGUUUCAAAGAUGAGCUUGAUGUCAUGAAGUUCAUCUGCAAAGAUUUUUGGACCAGUGUUUUUAAGAAGCAGAUUGACAACCUGAGAACAAACCACCAGGGUAUUUAUGUGCUACAAGAUAACAAGUUCCGUCUGCUGACCCAACUGUCUGCCGGCAAACAGUAUCUGGAACAUGCGCCGAAGUUUUUAGCCUUCACCUGUGGACUGGUCCGAGGAGCACUUUCAAACCUUGGUGUGAAAAGUAUAGUCACGGCAGAAGUGUCAGUCAUGCCUGCCUGUAAAUUCCAGGUGAUGAUCCAGAAGAUUUGAUUCACUACAAAGGAGUGUAUUGCUCAUAACAUGUGCAUCUGUUUUAUUGCCUUGUCAUUUUUUAUUGCCUUGUCCAUUUUAUUGCUAAUAUCACUAUGAUUAUUUUUUUUUUAUUUGCAGUAUCUUGACAACUACUGGCAUUGAAAGUGUUUUGGCAUGCAUCGUCAAGCCUUAUUGUACUGUAUUUUGUUAGUGUUUUGAUGUUCAUUAUUCUCUGCCCAUAUUCACGUUGUUUUGAAAAUUAAUUUGCACUGAUAACAUUAAAGCUGGAAUCCUGGUA